Melozone crissalis (California towhee) is the source of this 1308-nucleotide messenger RNA. RefSeq names its product iroquois homeobox 6 (gene IRX6). Gene Ontology annotation, cellular component: nucleus. Gene Ontology annotation, molecular function: DNA-binding transcription factor activity, RNA polymerase II-specific; RNA polymerase II cis-regulatory region sequence-specific DNA binding. Bases 1 to 1308 code for a protein of 435 amino acids. Gene Ontology annotation, biological process: cell development; neuron differentiation; regulation of transcription by RNA polymerase II. The record is from RefSeq and is a predicted model, not a curated record. The transcript is spliced from 6 exons. NCBI's taxonomy places the organism in Eukaryota, Metazoa, Chordata, Aves, Passeriformes, Passerellidae.
AUGUCCUUCUCUCAGUUCGGAUACCCCUACAGCACCACUUCACAGUUCUUCGUGCCCGCCAGCCCCAGCACGACCUGCUGCGAGGCCGCCCCCCGCUCCGGGCCGGAUGCCUCCUCGGCGCCGGCCGCCGCCUCGCUGUGCUGCGCCCCGUACGAGAGCCGGCUGCUGGCGCCCGGCCGCGCCGAGCUCAAUGCGGCGCUGGGCAUGUACAGCGCCCCGUACGCCGCCGGCCAGGGCUACGGCAACUACCUGCCCUACGGCGCCGAGCCCGCCGCGCUCUACACCGCGCUGAAUCCCCAGUAUGAAAUCAAAGACGGCGCCGGCACGUUGCACUCGGGAAUCGCGCAGCCCGCUACCUACUACUCCUACGAUCAUUCCUUGGGGCAGUACCAGUACGACAGGUACGGGACGGUGGAUUUCGGUGGUUCAGCCAGACGCAAAAAUGCAACGCGAGAGACGACGAGUACUCUCAAGACCUGGCUGUACGAGCACCGCAAAAACCCCUACCCCACCAAAGGAGAGAAAAUCAUGCUGGCUAUCAUCACUAAAAUGACCCUGACGCAAGUGUCCACUUGGUUUGCUAACGCCAGACGGAGGCUUAAGAAAGAAAACAAAAUGACCUGGUCUCCCAAGAACAAAGCCGGGGAAGAGAGGAAAGAAGGAACCCCGAGGGAAGAGGAUGAAUACAGUGCGGAGGGUGAAGGCAGAGAGCAGAAGAGCUACAAGGAGGACAAGGACCUGCGGUUCAGCGACCUGGAGGAGGAGGAAGAGGAGGAGGAGGAGGAGGAGGCGGGGAAGCCGGAGAAGGGCCGGACCAGCUCCCUGCAGGAAGCGCCCAGCCUGGGCGCGGCGCUGCCCGAGGCUCCGCGGAGCGACUGCAGCCUGCCCGGCCCCUUCCACGCCUUUCCUUGUGCCAAGGCCCCCGCCGCGGGCUUCGCCCCCGCCUCCUUGGCCGGCCCGCCGCCGCCCUACGCGCCCGCGGAGAAGCCGCGCAUCUGGUCUCUGGCGCGCACGGCCGGGGCCAGCGCGGCGCGCAGGGGCAGCCCCGAGGGCCGCGGCGCGGAGGGAGGCGGCGGCGCGGCGGGGGAGCAGCCCCUGCCCGCCAAGGCCUUCCGGAGCUCCGCUUUCAGCCUGCAGCCGCUCCCGCGGAGCUGCGCGUCCCACCGCGGCCUGGGGGAGCCGUGCCAGUUCGCGGCGGCGGGCGAAGGCUUCGGGCGGGGCGCCAAGGGCGGCCCGGGAGGCACCGAGCUGGGUGGGACGUGCCUGGACAGGCUGCGGACGGCGUUCCGGCCCGUGCUGCGGAGGUGA